Molecule: messenger RNA, 258 nt
Organism: Lactuca virosa
Lineage: Eukaryota; Viridiplantae; Streptophyta; Magnoliopsida; Asterales; Asteraceae
Source: the annotation of a GenBank genome assembly
AUGAAUUUUGCCCCUGGGGAAUCGAGCGCCGUUGUGGAGCAUACGCAGGCGAUGGAUUAUGCUGUAAAAUCUUUUAUGGAGACAAAAUUUGCCUCCAAUAUUUGCCUUGGUGAGCUGGACAUCGAAGGCCUUCACCAGUUGUGCCGUGAUCCUGAUGCAUCAGGGGACCAUCCCGAAGAUAGCUCCUCUGAGGCUGGGACCUCCUCCAAUCCCUCCGAAACAAUUUCUUUCUUGGCCCUGCGUAGCCAUUUUGCUUAA